CUAACCGGCGUUGGGGUUGCGAAGGGGCGAGAAAAGCCUGUGGAAAAGCGACGAGAAGAUCGAGAAAGUUCUCGAAGCGGGGCCUAGUUGUACCGCUGCGACCGUCGAUUCAUUCUUGUUCAGCUCGAGCACCUGAAUUAUCCGGUGCGCUUUCAGUGUCGUUUGUUAUCGUGCGACGAUGUCAGUGAUCGGGUUCGACUUCGGCAACGAGAACUGCUUCAUUGCGGUUGCUCGUGCCGGUGGCAUCGAGACGAUCGCCAAUGAGUACAGCCAGCGAGUCACGCCGUCCUAUGUGGCGUUCGGCGAAAAGACGCGUGACUUGGGCGUGUCGGCAAAGAACAAGCAGGUGACGAAUCUCAGGAAUACCGUGUUCGGCUUCAAGAGGCUGCAGGGCCGCAAGAUGGGCGACCCGCUAGUCAAGCACGAGGCGACGUUCCUGCCCUAUUCGUUGGUGGACCUGGGUGGCGGGCGCGUGGGCGUCCGUGUUCGCUACCUGAACGAGGACAGGGGCUUCUCGAUCACGCAAAUCACUGCCAUGCUUUUCACCAAGUUGAAGGACAUUGCCGAGACCGCGCUGAAGAUAAAAGUCAACGACUGCGUCGUCUCCGUGCCGCACUUUUUCACAGACGCCGAGCGUCGGGCCUUGCUGGACGCGACGCGCAUCGCGGGCCUCAACUGCCUCAAGCUCAUGAACGAAACCACCGCCAUAGCGCUCAGCUACGGCUUCUACAAGAACGACCUACCCGAAGAGAAGCCGCGAAUCGUGGCCUUCGUCGACAUGGGCCACUCGGCGUUGCAGGUCGGCAUCGUGGCUUUCAAUCGGGACCGACUCAAGAUGAUGGCCACCGCGUUCGAGAGCGUCGGCGGCCGUGACUUCGACAUGGUGCUGGUGCGGUACUUCGUGCAGGAGUUCAAGGAGCGCUACAACCUCGACGUGUCCAGCAACCGGAGGGCGCUCAUCCGGCUAAUCACGGAGUGCGAGAAGCUCAAGAAGAACAUGAGCGCUAACCCUCACGAGCUGCCCCUCAACAUCGAGUGCUUUAUGAACGACCGCGACGUUGCCGGCAGGAUGAAACGCGAGGCGUUCGAGGCCAUGGCGGCGGAGCACCUGGCGCGCACCGAGCGCACGCUGGCACGGGCGCUGCACGAGGCUGGCCUGCGCCCCUCGGACGUGGAUUCCGUGGAACUGGUAGGAGGAGGCACGCGGGUGCCGGCGAUCAAGCAACUGGUGCGCAAGGUGUUCAACCGGGAGCCGUCCACGACACUCAACCAGGACGAGGCAGUGGCGCGCGGCUGCGCUCUGCAGUGCGCCAUGCUCUCGCCCAUCUUCAAAGUGCGAGAGUUCCAGGUGGUGGACGCGCAGCCCUACCCCAUCGAGCUGUGCUACGCCCCCAGCAAGGGCGAAGAAGGCCGUGCCGAGGUGUUCCCGCGCUGGCACCAGGUUCCCUUCAGCAAGAUGCUCACGUUCUAUCGGAGCAAGCCCUUCUCUCUGGAAGCCAGGUACACAGCUGAUGCUGCUGUGCCCUAUCCCGACCUGCAGCUCGGCGUUUUCAACGUGAACAAGGUUGCUCCCGCAGCCGACAAUGAGGCCACCAAGGUCAAGGUUAAAGUGCGGCUCAACCUGCACGGCAUCUUCUCUGUGGUGUCCGCCUCGGCAGUUGACCGUGUCAAGCAUGAUGGCCGACAGGCAAGUGCUGCCCCGGAGAAGUGUUCAAAUGGUGGCGACCUAGCAGCGGCGGGGGCGGCGUGUGGCGAUGAGGUGCCCCCGAGCGAGGGAGGGGAUCCAGUCGAGAAGGGUCCCGAGACCAACCAGGCCAACGAGGCCAACAAGGAAGAGAGGCCAGAGCCGACCAAAACUGAAAAGACCAAGACGCUUGAGCUGCCCAUAGAGUCCCAAGUACCGCAGCUGUCUCCCGCAGAGAUGGACCAAUUGGUCGAGGCCGAGGUAAAGAUGGUGCAGAGUGACCGGAUGGAGAAGGAGCGCGUGGACGCGAAGAAUGCCGUGGAGGAGUACGUCUACGAGAUGCGGGACCACUUGUCAGACAAGUUCAAGGCGUACAUCGUCGAGAAGGACAAGGAAAAGUUCCUCGCCAUGCUUAAUGAGACCGAGAACUGGCUCUACACAGAAGGCGAAGAGGUGGCCAAGAACCAGUACGUGGAAAAGCUGAACGCUCUGCGUGAGAUAGGCCAGCCCAUCAAGAACCGCUGCAAGGAGCACGAGGAGCGAGGGUUGGCUGCCGAAGAGAUGGGUGCCGUACUGCAGAAAUCUCGUAAGGCCCUCGUCGACCUUCAAGCUCGGUCGCAGGAGGAGGCCUACCAGAAACUUGCCAAGGCUGUGGAGGAGCGACAGAACUGGUUUGACGGUGCUAUGGGCGCACUGUCGAAGGCUCCCUUGUAUGAGGAUCCUCCAGUUCUGGUGUCUCGCUUCCGGGAGGAGGCGAAAGCCAUGGAGGCCCUCCUGGCAGCCCUCACAGUAGCACCAAAGCCACCCAAGGCUGAGAGCCCCGCGCGACAAGCCCCAGAAGGGGGACACACGCCGUCUCAGUCUGAGGAAGCAACAGAGUCUGAAGAGGCGACUGACAAGAUGGAUGUGGACUAAAGGUGCCCAAAAGGGCGGCCCACAAAAAAGAAAAAAAAAACUGCUUGUACAUAACAUGCACUUCUGUCUUCGCUGGAAAAACACAAGUGUUCUUUCGCCUAGUUUUUCUUUUUCUUCUGAAGAGGAAAAAAGGAUGUGGUUGGUGACAUUCUUGCAGACCUUGCUGUGAAGACUGGUUGAUGAACUGGUGGUGAUGUAAUAAAUCACAGCUUGGCAGUUUUUCUUUUUGCCUGCUAGUGAGGUGCAUUUGUUUGUGGUAGUGCGGGGGAAAAAAAAUUUGGGGCAGUUUUCAUUUGUUCACCUGUCACGAGCAGCUAAAAGGCUCUGAAACACUGCUACUCGUGGAAAUUUUACUAACAAAUUUUUCUUGCAGUACCGGUGUCAAUGUAUUGCGCAAAGUUGCUUCAUGUUGUUUUAGCUAACUUAAUUUGGGAUGUCCCCUAGUCCUAGUUCCUGUGAUUCAUCUGUGGAGCACUGCACUGACAUGCUUUGCUACAUGCCAAGGUUAGUUAGGGGAACAGAAGGAUGUUUUGAGAUUGCAAGGUCAUGUAUAAAUCUGUCAUUAAUAAAUUGCCCUGUUGCACCCAGGAA
Rhipicephalus sanguineus (brown dog tick) is the source of this 3190-nucleotide messenger RNA. It is a transcript of the gene Hsc70Cb, whose product is annotated as heat shock protein 105 kDa. Bases 179 to 2599 code for a protein of 806 amino acids. Lineage: Eukaryota; Metazoa; Arthropoda; Arachnida; Ixodida; Ixodidae. Gene Ontology annotation, cellular component: cytosol; nucleus. Gene Ontology annotation, molecular function: ATP binding; ATP-dependent protein folding chaperone. Gene Ontology annotation, biological process: protein folding. The transcript has 5 exons. The record is from RefSeq and is a predicted model, not a curated record.